Achroia grisella is the source of this 957-nucleotide messenger RNA. RefSeq names its product facilitated trehalose transporter Tret1-like. Gene Ontology annotation, cellular component: membrane. Gene Ontology annotation, biological process: transmembrane transport. The transcript has 4 exons. Lineage: Eukaryota; Metazoa; Arthropoda; Insecta; Lepidoptera; Pyralidae. Bases 1 to 957 code for a protein of 318 amino acids. Gene Ontology annotation, molecular function: transmembrane transporter activity. The record is from RefSeq and is a predicted model, not a curated record.
AUGGCAUUUCCAUCUGUACUCAUCUUAUCUAUACUGUCAACCACUGCAGAUAUUAAGGGAACACAAGACAAUGCAUCCUGGCUAGGUGCAUGUAAUGCAAUCACAGGGUUAAUAGGAUUCUUUGUCCUCUCUCCUAUAAUGCAGAAAUUUGGGCGAAAAUCGACCAAUAUCCUUGUCAACAUUAUUGUCGCUGCAGGUUGGAUAACAUUUUCCUUUGCCACCAGCAUUACCACAUUAUUCAUUGGAAGAUUAAUUCACGGGAUCUGUUUCGGUGCUGUCCACAUUAAUGCUAUAAUGAUCAGUGAAUACACCGACGCAAAGAGAAGAGGUUAUUUCGGUGCCAUUAAGAAGUUUUCUGUAUCAUUAGGUGUUCUGUGCUGUCAUUCCUUAGCACUCUGUUGGACUUGGAAACAAAUAUCUAUAUUUGCUAUACUUCCAGCUUUAAUUGUCAUAAUUUUGACCUGGUUCUGGCCAGAAAGUCCCUCUUUUUUGGCAUUAAAGGGAAGAUUUGAAGAUUGCAAGGAAUCAUUCUAUUGGAUAAAUGGGAAUUCGGUGGAAAAAGAAAAUGAGUUGACUGUUUUGAUAGCAUCGCAAAGUCAGAGAAUAGAGAAAAAGAAACGGAAACAAGCAAAUGUAUUGAAUGUGUUAUUUCAAGCUUUAUCCCAAAGGAACUUUUUAAAUUCACUUAUUACAGCAACGGUGUUGACUUUAUCUAGUGAUGCAUCAGGCAUCUAUUUAACAUGGUCUAUACUAUUUAUUCUUUUCGUACAAAAUUUUAUAUCAAAUUUAGGACUGAUUCCAGUUAGUUAUAUUAUAAUUGGUGAAAUUUUCUCUUUGGAGCAUAGAGGAUUGGGAUCUUGUACUUCAGAAACUAAAGAUAAGACAUUGCAGACCAUAGAAGAUGAAAUAGGGCAAGUGAAAAGGACUCCAAUAGAAACAAGUGUAAUGUUGGACUGA